GGAAAAAAAACGAGUCAACCCCGAUGCACAAGGGGAUCGAAUAGGAGGAUAAGCCCGUCGAGUAGCCAGAAAUCGCAGAUGGAGGCAGCUAUUUUGAGCGGUUUGUUGAAAAUACUCGCGUCGAGGAUGCUCUCUCUGGUAGAUCAGAAGUACAAUCUGUACAAGGGAUUCAAAGGCGACGCAGAAUUUCUGUUGAAGGAGCUCCGCAUGAUCGCCGGAGCCAUUGACGAGCAGCUCUUGCGGACGGUGAGCCGUGGAAGCGUGCUGCUGCUGUCCAUCGAAGAGCUUCGCGACCUGGCUCGCGACAUAGAGGACUGCGUAGAUCGCAUCAUGUAUCAGAAAACUCGGGAUCAGCAAGCUUCUCUUUUCAGUAUCAAUUCCGUCACGGGAACGUCGAAGCUUCAGUUGGCCAAAGAGAUGAAGAAGCUGAGGAAGAGAGCAGACGAAGCGAAAGAGCGGCGAGAAAGAUACACGGUGGUCGUCGGUCAUCAGUCCUCCCCUGUCAGCUCGGAUGAGCAACGCUGCUCCGGUGCAUCUGACGGGAGAAACCUCCAGGCUGAUCUCGUCGGCAUCGACCUGCCCCGAGAAGAACUUCUGGAGCAUCUGAAAGAAGCCGAGCCGAAGAAGCUUAAGGUGAUAUCGAUUGUUGGGUUCUGCGGCUUGGGGAAGACUGCACUUGCAAGGGAGUUGUACAACAACAGCGGUCUCGGCCGGAGUUUCAGUAAACAGGCCUGGGUUUCUGCGGCACAUGGUGAUCCGAGCAAGGUGUUGAGGGAGAUAAUCGGACAACUGGUAUCUAACCCGCCAUCGGAUGCCUCCGUUGUCGACCUGGACCAGCUUAUUGUAAAUCUCACUGAUCAGCUGACCAACUUGAGGUAUUUCAUUGUAAUAGAUGACAUGCGAAAAGAUUUGUGGAGUACUAUUGAAUCUGCCUUCCCGAAGGAUGGUUUCAGCAGUAGAAUAGUGGUGACCACAACAGUGCAAUCAGUAGCUAAAGCCUGCAGUUCAGCCAAUGGCUAUGUAUAUAAAAUUAGAAGGCUAGAUAAGAUACACUCAAAAAAAUUGUUCUUGAAGAAUGCUUGUCCGGUGGAAUAUCAAGAUUACAUUCAGCCUGAUUCAGUACGGAUUUUGAAGAAAUGUGAUGGUCAAGCACUCGCCCUUCUUACAGUAGGUCAAUUCUUGCGAAAAAUGGGCUGGCCAAGAGAACCCAAGUGUGAAGAUGCUUGCAACCAGCUAUGCAAUCAUCUGGAGGAUGACGACACCUUGGAGAGAAUGCGACAGGUGCUGAUUCAUGAGUACUCUACACUAUCUUGCCAUGCUCUCAAAGCCUGCUUGCUAUAUUUUGGCAUGUUCCCCAGUGGUCAUUCAAUCAGGAGAAAAAGACUACUCAGGCGAUGGUCAGCUGAAGGAUUUGUAGAAGCACUACCUUCAGGUUCUUUUCCUGAUCCAGCAGUUGAGAAUUUCAAUAAGCUCAUGGACAGAAAUAUCAUUCAACCCAUUGAUCUAAGCAGCAACGAGGAGGUGAAGACAUGUCAAACUUAUGGCAUGAUGCGCGAGUUCAUUUUGCUCAAAUCUAUUUCUCAGGAUUUUAUUGCUGUCUUUGGUGACAAGAAGCUCCAAUACCAACAUGUCCGUCGCCUUUGUCUCCAAAACAAUAGUGCUGUAGAUAGCAGCAAUCUUGACAUCGAUUUGACUCUUGUCCGAUCUCUGGUAGUCUUUGGGAAAGCAGGUAAAGCUAUUUUGGAUUUCAAGAAGUAUCAACUGCUUCGAGUCUUAGAUCUUGAAGAAUGUACUGACUUGGACGAUGAUCAUCUCAUUCAAGUGUGCAACCUUUUUCUUCUAAGAUAUUUGAGCCUUGGGGGCAAAGUCACCAAACUUCCAGAAGAGAUAACUAAACUGAAACUUUUGGAGACACUUGAUCUUAGGAGAAGAAAGGAGGUGACUAUCAACCUGUCAACAGAAGUCAUCAAGCUACCAUAUUUAAUUAAUCUGCUUGGAAAGUUUAAGCUCCUAAAUAAAGCCAAGAGAUUGAACGAACUGCAGAAGUUUUUGUCCGAAAACUGUAGAUUGCAGACACUAGCAGGAUUUAGCACAGACGGAAGUGAAGGAUUUCCAGAACUUAUGGGCCACAUGAAGCAAUUGAGAAAGGUGAAAGUUUGGUGUACUGAACUAUCAGCAAGUAGUUCUGGGUUUACUAAUCUUCAAAAUGCCAUUCAAAAAUUUAUACAUGACGAACAGAAUGGAUUCAACGAUCCUCGCUCUUUGUCGCUUAACUUUGAUAAUUGCCCUGAAGACUUCCUCUACGAGAUAAAAGCCCCAUGCUACCUUCGAUCGUUGAAAUUACAUGCUAAAUUACUGGAAUCGCCCAAAUUUGUGGUACUAUUGCGUGGCCUCCAGGAGUUGUGCAUUUCAUCAUCAGCUACAAAAUUGACCACAGGUCUUCUUUCAGCUUUGAGUAACCUGAGGAAAUUGAAGUAUCUCAAGCUGAUUGCAGAUCAACUUGAGGAGUUCAUUAUUAAGGAUAAUGCAUUGCCAAGCCUGCUAAGCCUAUGUUUUGUGCUGAACCGUCCUACAUUCCCGGUAAUCAAAGGAAAUGCUUUGAGGUUUCUCAAAUCACUCCAGCUUCUCUGUAAAAAUCUAGUUGGCCUUUCAGAGAUCAACAUUAAUUGUCUCAAACGCCUUGAGGAAGUCGUUCUUCAUCCAUGUGUGAACAAAGCAACUAAAGUUACAUGGGAAAGGGCAGCUAAGGAACAUCCCAAUAGGCCAAAAGUUUUGGUGCUUGAAAAGGUUGAUCUAGCAGAUGGCCAUGAAGAAGAUUCAGAUUCGACCCCAACUGAAAUUGUGACAAAUAAGGAAUCUACUGUUGCAGGAAAUGGAGCAGAUAUUGACAAACAGAACUAUAUUGACAAACAGAACUAUCCUACCAGUAAUAUGUCACGUGCAAUGGUUUCCCCUGCUUUGACUGAGCCAUGCAGCGCUGGGAAUGGUGUGGAGUCCUCUUGUGCCUGACGACACGUACAUUGGAAGAGUUGUUUGUGGAUUGUCAUUGCUCUGAGCUGAUUUACUGUGUUGGUACAUGGUACUGCUAGUUCUGUUGACUAGAAUCUCAGAAACAAAUACGGCUCAUUUCAACGUUGAGAAGAUAUAUUGACGACAUUUGGUUGCUUCCGUUGCAAUAUCUGUGCUCCUUUGUACUUCAAUUGCAAUUUGCAAGGUUUGUCUUUCUUCGAUUCAAAUCACUGGACAUCUGUCUGGUCAAUUUGCAAGGUUUGUCUUUCUUCAAUUCAAAUCACUGGACAUCUGUCUGGUCAAAAUGAAGUUCACCAUGUUGUUCUUUGUUGUUAGUGCUUGUAAUUGUUGUAACAUAUUCAGAAACACAUUGUUGUACCUUGUGCUAAGUGAGAAACUAUAUUUUUGUUGUACCUUGGUGCGGUGCAGCACGAUUGCUGGUCUGUAUCUGAUAUGCCACUUAUGUUUUUUAAUUAAUAAAAAAACUGUUUUUAA
Messenger RNA from Oryza sativa Japonica Group (Japanese rice), 3504 nucleotides. Lineage: Eukaryota; Viridiplantae; Streptophyta; Magnoliopsida; Poales; Poaceae. The record is from RefSeq and is a predicted model, not a curated record.